GGAAUUUCGGACCGCAGGUUUGAGUCCUUGGUUCUAUUUGGCAGGACCAGCUGUUUUGGGGUUUCCCUAGAGGCGGUUUCUCCCCUCCUUAGGCCAUGACCAGCAUGGAGCGGGGUGCCCAGUGGCAGCGAGCGCUGCAGCUGCUAGCGGACAGCAACAUCCCGGACCAGGUGCUGCUGUGUGGUGCCAUCAGCGCGCUGGAGGGAGCAGGCGGGCGCUGGGAGCAGGUGCUGUGCUUGCUGGCGGAUGCUCGGCGCUGGCAGAUCCCGGUGAACCUGGUGAUGCGCAGUGCAGCCGUCAGCGCCUUUGAGAAGGCAUGCGAGUGGCAGCGUGCGCUGCUGCUCUUUUCUGGGCCGGCGGAUGCCAUCCUGUGCAACGCCGGGGUCUCGGCCUGUGAGAAGGGCCUCGCCUGGGAGCUGGCGCUGCGCCUCGCCGAGGGCGGAGCUCUGGCCGGCUGCAACGCCGCCCUGGCCGCCGCGGCGCGGGGCUCCGCAUGGAAGCAGUGCUGCGCGCUGCUGGCGGCCAUGUCGCGCCGCCGGCUUCGCCCCGACGCGGUGACCCGCGCCGCGCUCCUCGGUGCGGCGCAGAGCACGGCGCCGCGCGCGUGGGCGAAGGA
Molecule: messenger RNA, 616 nt
Organism: Effrenium voratum
Lineage: Eukaryota; Dinophyceae; Suessiales; Symbiodiniaceae
Source: the annotation of a GenBank genome assembly